AAAAAUGAGUACGUUUGAAUGGGUUAUCGGCAUUGUAAAUGUAGAAGAAAAAUAUCUUACUGCAGAACAAUACGGAAAUAAGAUCAACGCUGGAGGCUCCGCUCUUCGUCAGAAACAGAAAUGGACAGUAGAAUUUCAAGAUGACGAAUCAAUCUACAUCCGUAGCUACACAAGAAACUACAUUUCAGUAGAUCGCUUGGGUAAAGUAACAUGUGAAGCCAAAACUCGCGGAGAAAAUGAAAAAUUCGUUUUAGAAUACGCCACUGACGGAUCUGCCCGUUGGGCUUUUAGAAGCUGGAAAUAUAAAUAUUUUCUUGCAGGUACUGGGGAUCAAAUUAAUUGUCUUGCUAAAAAAGCCUCGGGGGAGGACCUUUCUUUGUGGUACACUCCGUUUGCCAUGCAUCCACAAGUCACACUAUUUUCAAUGCUUGGUAAGAAAUACGCGAUAGCGGACUCUACUCAAGUUCGAUUGAUCGGGGUCAAAGCCUGGGGUCCUAAAGCUCUGUUUACGAUGGAGUUUAGUUGUGGUAAAUAUCGAUUCAAAACUGCCAAUAAUCGAUAUCUCUGUAAGGAUGGAUCGCUUGUCGAUACCAAUGGUGACGAUACGCUAUUCGGCAUUGAAAUCCAUCUCAGCGAGGAUAAAACGUUAAAAGGCUUAGCCUUCAAAGACAACGAUGAUAGGUAUCUAUCUGUGACCGGUCCCUCGGGGAUUCUGAAAACUAACUACAAAGUGCUGCGAAAGGAGGAAUUCUUCCGGCUGCAAGAGAGCCACCCCCAGGUAAUCAUUGUAGGCUCCAGGGGGAAAACAGCGUCCGUGGGGAUGGAAGUCAUGCUGAAGAAAAUCACUCAAGCCCCAACUAAAUCGGAAAUCUUUCAGUUAGAAUACGACAGUACAUCACGGAAAUGGUACAUCGAAACCUACGACGGCACCUUCUGGGGAGUUGCCAAAGAUGGUCGCAUAGAAGCAAGUACUAAUUCUAUAUCUGACAAGAAUAUGUUCGAGAUCAUUUGGUUGUCUAAUGGUAGAGCAAGCAUUAAAGGAUCCAAUGGGAAAAGACUAGUAAGCAAAGGGACCGGUAAUCUUGCCGCUAGUCUCCCGGAAGACGCCGAGGACGACGGCUUUCAAAUCCGGAUUUUAAAUCGGCCUGUGAUUGUUUUCCGGUCCGAGUUCGGUUUUAUCGGAAUUAAAACUGUUCCCGGAAGUAACAAAGAUGAGUACAUCUGCACCAAAGCUUACCCCAGCGUCAUAACUCUUGACCAGUUGAAUGAUGGGAGAUACAGUUUACAAAGUGAGAAUGGAAAAUAUUGGUGUCUCAAUCUACAAAGUGGGGGACAUCCUACUGUAAAGGCGGACAGCGCCGUGCCUGUCCCAUUUGUUUUGGAGUUUCGGGAUACCUCCUUGAUGACAAUUUUGGCGCCCAAUGGCCACUAUAUGAUGUGUGACAAGGUCGGUCAUUUUCACGCUAUAGCCACAGAACCAGGUCCACAAUGUAUGCUAUAUUAUUAAUUUUCAUACAGAUAUCGAUACAUUCUUAUAAACUAAAUAUCAACUGAUUAAAAAAAUGGAAUUUU
This is a messenger RNA of Saccostrea echinata, 1572 nucleotides long. Its product is annotated as protein singed-like. Gene Ontology annotation, molecular function: actin filament binding; protein-macromolecule adaptor activity. The record is from RefSeq and is a predicted model, not a curated record. Bases 5 to 1507 code for a protein of 500 amino acids. Gene Ontology annotation, cellular component: cytoplasm; actin cytoskeleton. The transcript is spliced from 2 exons. NCBI's taxonomy places the organism in Eukaryota, Metazoa, Mollusca, Bivalvia, Ostreida, Ostreidae. Gene Ontology annotation, biological process: actin filament bundle assembly; cell migration; establishment or maintenance of cell polarity.